CUUCAACACGCUUCAGAUCUCGGAUACUCCAACACCACUCUCCCCACGAGCACCGGUCAACCCGAACAAGCCGCUACCAUCACCUCCGCCGCCGGGCAGCGAGCAGACACGGGACCCCCCCGCAAGACCCGUCCUUAAGCUGACCCGCAUCAUGGCAAGCUUGACCGAGUCCGAGGUCGAGAAGCUCUUCUCGGGAGCGCCGCAAUACUUCGCUCGGGCCGAGGGCCAUUACACCGGGGCUCCGCAUCCGUCAGUAGCGUUUCCGUGGGACGAGGAGCUGCAGAUCCGGGACCUCGCGGAUCACACGCAGAUCGAGGACAAGGCUUGGGGCUCUGUCACGGCUUGGCCGCACAUCACUCGCGAUGUUACAAGUGACCGGUCUGCCGCACAGCGGGCUUCCGAAGCCAAGCACCGUGCACACUUUUACCCGCGAUGCCGCGAACGGCCCAACAUGCUGAGCAUGUGCGGGCUCGAGAAAGGGAGUGUGGGCUAUCAGGCAGCCCUCGAGCUAGCCGUGGCGGAUGCCCUACAAGAGGAGCAAUGGGGGUUCGAGCGUCUCGAGGCUAGACAACCCGCCGUCGUCGAACAGCGUCAGAAAAUGCUUACCUCAAAGGACGGUCUCCGUCACGUCGACGAAGUCUUGAUCAUGGAGCAACUGAUCAAGAACGGGCAGAGGUACGGCGAGCCGCAUCCGCGCGGACGACGGGUCUCGAGCGAACUUUACAACGAGUUGUUCCUCCAGAUCCUACAUCCGCCAACAAAGGUGCUGGAUCACCGAGACCCCUACAGUCUGUCAGUCCAGAUCCUAGCUCUGGUUAAAAUCCUCGCCGCGCCAAACAUGUGGAUCGACUUCUCGCAUGUCGAGUGGAGGAUCCGAUUGGGACAGCUUCUGUGGGAUAACCCGGUAGAGGAGGAUGCCACGGAUGGCUCGUCUGUCAAGACCGGCGAUUCGGCGAGCGGCGUCCACGAAGAGCGAUACUGGCUACUGUUGCAGAUCUUGCUGGCAUGCGAGCUUCUCGUUAGACUGGAUGCAAUCACCGAGGGUGAGGAGCUUGGGGUGGAGAGCAUCCGGCCAGCCGAGAUCCACAAGUUCGAAAAAGAAGCAAACAAGUCGGUCAAAUGGUCGCUGAUCCUGGCACGGGUGUGGCUCGAAAACAUCGGAAUCGUCAAGACGGAAGUGAGUGAGCCAGCUGGCGCCGAGGAGAAACCAUCGGGCUGGCUGGCAACACUGACAAAACGCAUGUCGCUCACUCGCGAUCAUGACUCGCAUAGCCACCACAGCCGGGGCCCGGUAUAUGCUAUCAAGGGGAAGCAUGUCCGCCGUCAGGUUGACGGUCUGGCUCACUUUGCGCUACGGCUGCGUUGGCCCGAAGCCGGCUCCUACCUAUCCAAGAUAACCGAGAACUGCCGUUCCGUGGUGGAUGGCACUCCACUCAGCACGCCGUUCGCUAGUCCGAGUGCUCGAGCGGACAGCCGUCAUUCAUCCUACUUUGACAACCCGAAAGAUCCCCAAUCGCGACGGAAACCGUCUCGGCGGAAUAGGAUCUCAGCGGCCCUGCACCCGUCGGGAUGGCUCUCCAAGAGCUAUGUUUCGGGGCUAAUACUCCCGGGAGAAGGAGUUUGCCACUUUCUGAUGGCAACUCUAUUAGAGAACGAUACAGAGGCUAUGUCAAGGCUGGGCCCGAUGGCUAAUCUGUGUGGGGGGUUUGUUUAUUCCGGGAAGAGUUUCUGGAGCACAUCUUGCAUUGUCGGCCGUGUUUUGGGCGCUGGCAAGGGCGCCGCGGAAUGCAUGGGCUGGAUUUCCAGCGACGUCAUCCCAGAAGGGCUUGGCGACGGCUGGUUGAGUAUUGAAGGGGAGGAAAUUCCGGAAGACGCGCAACAGGUCGACAGGAAGGCUCGCCUCUGGGGCAAGAAGGCGGUUGAGAGGGAGUCCAAUAUUCUUGGGGAUACAGACCCCUCCUCUGUCCUCCCAGCCGACUUUAUCAUCCCGUUUGAGAAUGUUUACCGCGAUAAGACGCCUCCCGUUCUCGAUAUCGAUCUAAAGGCCCUCAACCUCGUGGCACCGGUUGAUUCUGUCCAGACUACGACAACGGAGGGAGACGAACCCACCCCCGCGUCAGAUGUCAGCGGACUUAGCCGACCUCCGCAAAUCCGUAGAUACGCCGCGGCUAUAACCUUCGCGGUAACAGACCUCGACCUGGAGGAAACAAGGGAGUACACAUACGCCUUGGCGAAAGACAUCAACUUUGUAACUGCGCACCCUUGUGUCCCUUCGCAGCACGUAAAAAUUAUGAAGUCCCCCUCCAGCCCAACCAUCCAACAAGUCGACCUUUCUGGUAUUGGCGGUAUCGGAAAGAUGGCCAGCGUUGUCGGUCAUCCCUUACACAAGUAUUACACGUACACAGCGCUCCACUUAUCCGAGCUUCUCACCAAGCAGGACUUUUCGCUCGAAUCCUUACUCGGCAGCUACUCGUCGGCAUCCCAUCACCGACCCAGCGUCACACCCACCCCACCCAACAACGUCGCCAAGGUGCUCGUCAUCGAUUGCAUCACGGGCUUCCAGCCACAGCCGCAGGAGCAUGAGAUCCCUCUAUCUCCGGUCCUUAGUCGGACAGAUAGCAACACGUCUAGCAUGCUCUCGCCUACUUCUUCUAACCCCACACCGGGCGGUGGGGUAGCAGAGGGUGGUAUGGCGGGGGCGCUCGAGAGUGCGUCGAAAAAGAUGCACUCGGAGACGCGGCGGCGGCAGUUUGGGUCUGACAUGGAAAUACUCGCUAGAGCAUUCUGCGCCGAGAAGGGCUGGAAUGCCCUGAUCAGCCGACGUAGGAGGGGAUGUCUAGCGUGUGCGAUCCGGGAGGCGGGGGCGUUGGGAUGGAAGGUGAUUAUUCGUGUAGACUAAGGUGCGUGCUUUUGGUCCGGUUAUGAGGUAGGGUCUAUGAUACCGGGGACGGAAAAUGCCAAAUGUAAGGUAGGUAGGUACAUGUUGCAUGCAGUGGGACGAAAAACACGUAGAUUUUUCAAUACCCCGUUAAUCUCAGCUUCGAAUAUAAUAUAUUUUGCUCGCAAUGCGCA
Molecule: messenger RNA, 3072 nt
Organism: Chaetomium fimeti
Lineage: Eukaryota; Fungi; Ascomycota; Sordariomycetes; Sordariales; Chaetomiaceae
Exons: 3
Coding region: 152-2899 (915 amino acids)
Source: RefSeq, a predicted model, not a curated record